AUGGUCUCGGACAGCUCCAGCAACAUCCGCGUCUUCAUUCGCUGGGACGACCAGACUGUCUUUGCUGGCGAGGAGAUCAAGUGCACCAUCACCUUCAAGAACGUUGCCGCCGAUUCCAGUCAACAUAAGCAGACCCAACGGCAGGCAAAUGUCGCCGAUCGUCCCCGAUAUGCCACCCCGCUGCAUCGUGGGAAGCCCAUCACCGGCUCGACCCCACCGACCCCGUCAACGGCUGGUCCCUCUCGCGGCCACCGUUCUACCCUUUCCCUAAGUGCACCGGCCGCCUUCUCAAGGAGCCGUUCUGGCUCGAUCGUGUGGCCACAACCCCCACCGCACCCUCCGAAAUCUAGCGACAACCAAGGCAACAGUCAUCGACGGUCCAUCUCCAUCGUCUCCAUUGGAUCGGCCAAUACAGCUCCCGAUGAUGCGCAAAGCAACGCUUCGUUCGCCAGGAUACAAAGGCCCGGAAGGGGGCAUGCGCGGGCUCACAGCUUGCACAUUAUGCCCCGGGCUGGCCUCGGGAUCUCUGGGCCCCAGUCAGCAUCACCGCGGCAGGUCAGCUCUCCGAUGUUCAAAUCUACACAGAUGUCCGAUCGACACCCCCGGUCUCCAGGUCCAUCAACCAUGCCGAAUACUCCCGCCAUCAGCGGCCCUUUCCGACAGUCACGGUCACCUUCUAGUAAUAUGCCCGAAUUCAAGUUUCCAAUGGCGCCCUCGCCAUUAUCCGAAUCUCAUAACAGCCCAUUAAAUCCCACUGACGACAGCUUUCUGAGCCCCAAGAACGAAUCAAUUUCGGCAUUCCGGACGAAGGACGGCUCUCAUGGGGCUCCUGACCACUCACACAUGCAUGCGACCACCCCAGCAAUGCGAAUCCUUUCCUCGACAAGCAUGGGAGGAACACCAAGAAGUAGCGGGGAGUUCUACGCGGCGAGCAAUCACUCUUCGGAAACGCUCAUCUCGGAGUACCCCGCCCACCAGCAACCGCUUCGUGGUCAGCACCAGCCAAGGCCUUCACAUCUCAGACGAAGUUCCAAUUUCAGCUCACUGCAACAGCCGAAAGGACCCGAAACCAUUAUGAUGGCGUAUGCUCAGGUUCAAGGUUCCUUCACCCUGGAUGGUUCACUCAUCAACCUGGCGCCUUUUGAGCAAGUUAAGCGAAAAGCCGUUCUUGGUGGACAAGGGGGCGGCGUGAUUGGCGUCGAGACUUCUUCCAGGCGCGACAGCGGUCUUCGUCGCAGCUUCGGAUGGGGGAGUAUAAGCAGCUCCCUUGGCGACCUUCUCGGAACUGGGGAGCUCAGCAGCAUGAAGGACAUGCGCGGCAUCGCGAGCUCCAAGUCUGUGCCGCUCCUCUCUACGCCGCAGUCGAUCCUGUUUCGUUGA
This is a messenger RNA of Verticillium alfalfae VaMs.102, 1380 nucleotides long. RefSeq lists its product as hypothetical. The record is from RefSeq and is a predicted model, not a curated record. The coding region runs from base 1 to 1380 and encodes 459 amino acids. Gene Ontology annotation, biological process: retrograde transport, endosome to Golgi. The transcript is spliced from 2 exons. Gene Ontology annotation, cellular component: Golgi membrane; Ric1-Rgp1 guanyl-nucleotide exchange factor complex. NCBI's taxonomy places the organism in Eukaryota, Fungi, Ascomycota, Sordariomycetes, Glomerellales, Plectosphaerellaceae.